Molecule: messenger RNA, 2321 nt
Organism: Ceratotherium simum simum (southern white rhinoceros)
Lineage: Eukaryota; Metazoa; Chordata; Mammalia; Perissodactyla; Rhinocerotidae
Gene: DACT2
Product: dishevelled binding antagonist of beta catenin 2
Biological process (GO): negative regulation of nodal signaling pathway
Cellular component (GO): cytoplasm
Source: RefSeq, a predicted model, not a curated record
AUGCCGAAACAGGAGCAGCAGGGGGCCGUGCCGAGUGCUGUGCAGGCGGCGGCCGCGGCGGGCGGGCUGGCAGGAGGAGGCACCUCCACUGCGGAGGAGAGACCUGCAGGCCAGCAGGUCGCAGCCGUGGAAAAUGGGGCGAGUGUCCCGGGUGGAGGGGAGGCUGGCCCCCGCUCCCACGAGCUGCGGCUGGAGGCGGCGCUGGCGGCGCUGCAGGAGCAGUUGAACCGUUUAAGACGCCAGGACAUCGGCCUGAAAACCCACUUGGACCAGCUGGACCAGCAGAUCAGCGAGCUGCAGCUGGACGUGCGCAGAACCUCCAGCGAGGCCCCAGACAGCGACAGCAGGCCCAGCUCAGGCUUCUACGAGCUGAGCGAUGGCGGCUCCUGCUCCCUGUCCGCAUCCUGCACGUCUGUGUGCAGUGACCACACAUCCUCCUCCCUGAGCACUUUGCUGCCCGCUGCCCCCAAGGCCAGGCCCGGUGUGGGGGACUGCCGGCCCUGGUCAGCCGACGAGACCACCGUGUGUGGGGCCCUCCUGUCCACAUGGGGACCCCAGGCCACUGAGGAGGGCGCAUCCCGGCCCAGGCCGGUGUCUACAGGUGAUCUUGAGAGAGUCCUACUGGCUGAGGUGGGGCUCCAGAAAGCCAACGCAGACCCCAAGUCCACUUCUCUCCUCUGCUGUGGGAUGGACCUCCCGCCCCACAUGCUGGACCCCAAGUACCAGCGUGACCUGGUUUCCAAGGGUGGCAGGGAGGUGUACCUGUACCCCAGCCCCCUGCAUGCGGUUGCUUUGCAGAGCCCCCUGUUUGCUCUGACCAAGGAGACCCCGCAGAGUGACGGCCACUCACCCCCUAGUAAGGCCCCUCCCGGUCCCACAGGUCCAAGCUCCAUCCGGACUAGACCGGUCCUUGAGGCUGGCCCGGCCGGAGCCUAUAUAGACAGGCUGCUGCGACUGCGGGGCCGAGGGACCCCCCCAAGGGGCAGCUUGGGUAAGCAAGGACCCCCAAGACGUGAGGCAUCCCCAUCCCCGCAGGAGCUUGGUGGCCAGAGAGUGGACAGUGAGGACCGCCUGGAGAAGUCAGUCUGUGCCCCAGGAAGAGCAGAAGUGGGAGGGGUGGCUCAGAGGGGUGACACUAGCGGGGACAGCCUCCAGCAGCAGGGACUGACACACCUUGGGGGCACCCCGCACCCCAGCAGCCUUCCCGAGGAGGUACCCAAACCCUCCAGCAGAUGCGUCGGUGGGGAGAGCGCCCCGGGCUCCCCUCGGCUGGGGUGUGGGAGGGCUAGGCAGCCGGCUCUUGGUGGCCGGAAGGUCGGGGCCAGGUCGCCCACUGGGGGAGGGGGCAGAGAGAGUCCCACUCUGGCCCCAGGGCCCUGUGGCCGCCCCCACUUUGUUGCCAGUGGAGCUGCCCCCAGGGGGCUGAAAACAGGCACCCCCCAGACAAAGGCCGCAAAGAUCAAGAGAGGCGCCAGCGACAAGGCGCUGAGGUCUGGGAGGCAGCCGCCUUCGUGGGGCGCCCUCGCGGCACCCCAGCUGUCCCCCGAGUGGGGGGGCGCUCUCAGAAGGAGGCCCACCCUGUCCGGGGAGGCACCCGGCAGGGCCUGCUCCGAGGCCAGCCUCUACCCCGUGCCCUGCUUCGUCCCCCUGCUGGUGGCCCGCCGGGAGGGUCACCGGGCGUCGGCGCAGGCCUUGUUCCCCUUCGCAGCGGCCCCUCUGGUGGCGGCCGCCGGGGAGGCCAGGAGGAGGCAGCGCAGGUGGCAGUCCUCCGUGGAGAUCUCAGCCAGGGCGCGCGGGGCCGGCAUCCCCGACGCCGGCCUGGGGCCGCACAGGCCGGCGGCCAGGAGAGGGGGCGGCCCGCGGCCCGUGUGCGCCCGGGCCAGGCCCCAGCUGCCCCGCCAGGACGCCCUCGCCGGGAGCGAGUCGGACGGCUCCGAGCGCUCUGCCGAGUGCCCCUCCUUGCGCCCCUCCACCGUCGCGGAGAGCAGCGGGGACGAGGCCAGCGACCACACCGCCAACCGCUUCGGGGACGGGGAGUCCAGCGGCAGUGACUGGGAGGCCGGUGUGCGGGGCCGUGGGGGCGGCCUGGCCUGGCCUCGGGCGGCCCCCCAGCAGUCCCCGCGGGCCCCCGCCGGCUCCAGGCCGCCGCUGCCGCCCGUGCCCAAACUGUGUCGCGUCAAGGCCUCCAAGGCCCUGAAGAAAAAGAUCCGCAGGUUCCAGCCGGCCGCACUGAAGGUCAUGACCAUGGUGUGAGGCCCGUGGGGACGCGGCUGAGCACGUCCCCGGGCAAAGCGACCCGUGUUCCAGGAGAAGCCUCCUCU